This is a messenger RNA of Mesorhabditis spiculigera, 813 nucleotides long. NCBI's taxonomy places the organism in Eukaryota, Metazoa, Nematoda, Chromadorea, Rhabditida, Rhabditidae. The record is from the annotation of a GenBank genome assembly.
AUGCUCUGCCUAGUGGGGAUAUCAAGAAACUUCCCGCUCCUCCGGAACCAUCCGGUCGACCACCAGACAAUCCAAAACGGGUCCCCCCACGACAACCACCGCGAAAAGCGUCUUCACCACGUCGUCAGCCGACGAAAAGCAGCUCGAAAAUUGAACUCCAGCAUGCUCCUCGUGUCCGACGAGGGCUCGACCGACUCCGUCUCCCCUGCCCCGUCAAAUAAUUCGAUGAAUUCACAGAACUCGACAACAAAAGAGGAAAAGAAGUACUACUGCCAGCGAUGCCUCAACCACAGCCUACAGUACACCCGGAAAGGGCAUAAGCCCUUUUGCAAAUACGCGACCUGCAGUUGCUCGCAAUGCCGAAUGGUCGAGGAGCGGCGACAAUUGAAUAAUAUGCUGUCCCGGAAGAAGGUGCCACUUCCCCCAUCAGAGACUGUCAACGGGAGGCGGAUACGAGACCCAAAAUGCGCCCGCUGCUCCGCCCACGGGCUGAAGAAGCCGCUGCGCGGGCACAAGAAGUCUUCCUGUCCCUACUACACGUGCACCUGUCAAUUGUGUAACCUCGUGGAAAACCGACGAUCGUUGAUGGCGAAGCAGAUCAAGUUGCGGCGGGAUCAGCAGCGGAAACGAGCCGCUGAGGAAGCCGGAACUGCCACCGGGGAAGAGCGGCUUUUGGCUGAGGAGAAGGAGAAUGAUGGGAUUGACGUCGAGAAGAGGGUGGAAAACCCGUCCACAACCGUCGUCGUCCCGAAGCCGAUGCUCCCGAUCGCCCCUCAGCUGACGUUGCCCUCAAUUUUGCCGUCAAUUUCGAUG